UCAGGCCCCGCUCCUGUCCCCACAGCCUUCCUGUCCAGUCCCACUGUCCACAUGAGUCUGGUGAUCCGCAACGUGCAGCGCGCCGUGCCGUUGCGGAGAGCGCCCCUCCGUGGCCGACUGCAGGUGCUCAGGCGCAUCCUGGGCGUGCAGGCCUUCGACCUGGGCCUCGUCUGCGUGGACAACGGCCAGAUGCGCCGAGUGAACAGGGUCUACCGAGGGAAGGACGUCCCCACCGACGUGCUUUCUUUCCCAUUCCACGAGAAUCUGAAAGCGGGUGAAGUUCCCCAGCCACACUCCCGAGAUGAUUAUAACUUGGGGGACAUUUUCCUGGGAGUAGAGUAUAUCCUCCACCAGUGCAAUCGCAGCGAAGAUUACUACGACACCCUGGCUGUGACUGCCACCCAUGGACUAUGUCACCUGCUGGGCUUUACCCAUGGUACAGAGGCUGAGUGGCAGCAGAUGUACCGGAAGGAAGAGCAGGUGCUGGAGGAUCUGGGCCGACACCUGGGAACCCAGCUCCAGCCACUGAGCAGGGGCCUCUUCUGAUGACCCCCACCCUGGACUGCCACUGUCCUGUAGACAUGAAGGUGGAGAGUCGGCUCGGUCACGAGGAAGACUUGAUCCAGAGCCCAGGAGCAGCUGACAUUUCGGUUCUUGUUCUAGAACACUGAAGGUUAUUGUAAAUGAAGGGUUCUGAGCCCUGGGUGUGAGGGUGUACAAUAUCCACGCUUCCUGGGAGCUGUAGGUCCUGCGAGAUGGCGUUUCCUUGGGAGGGAUGGAGUGAGUGAGGCUCCUGGACCUGGCUCUCCAUAUGACCUUCUGACUGAGGAGCAGGCUGAAGGGGCAGCCCUGGCAGCAGAGUACACUGUGUCUAAUCCAUGGGCAGUGUCAGAUAUAAGAACAUCCUGCCCAUGCAUCUCCCGGCAUCUCCUGUACCUAGUUUGGCCAUGGCCUAGACAUGCCCAAGAAGGCCCCAUUCCCCAGGAGCAAGGCAGCAGCAAGCAACAAGUCUGUGAUGAGCAAACCCUGCUCUGCAGUCAUGGCCACUCUGGGGCUACUGCUGUCACCAUGGCUUUGCUCUGCUGUCAGGCGUGGGGGCAUCAAGCUCUCACUGCUCCAUUUUAGUUCCCAGCAGCGUGUCCUGCUGCAUCUGUGAACACAUAUGCAUUGCACCUGUCAGUGCCAAACAGCCCGAAGGGGUUUAUGCCCAUCUGUGCUGCCAUCAAUGACAAUGGUGACAAGACAGCCCCAGUGGACUUUCCUCAUCCUGAAACCUAUGAUGCUAGUCCAGUUUCUCAAAUUAAAUGGUUUACAAACAUGAAAAUGCUCCUCCCACUAGAGUUGUGCCCUAUCUCAGCCUCGACUUCCUGUCCGGUUCUCAGGAACACGCACGAGCCUGAGACUUUGAGUCACGUUGUCCCUACCUGACUUAAUCCCACUGAUCAUGAUUGUCCUCCACCUAAUGUCCAGUAUGGCAGAGGCUACUGGACAUCACCCAAACAGCAGCUCCGGGGUCCACGGUGCCUUGUGAGCAGCUGAAGGGCCCUGAGACCUGCUGGCCUACUUCCUGACACACUCUUGGGCUUCAGAGGGAAAUUCCAGGGGCACCUGGGUCUCAGGACCCAAAGGCUUGGUCCCUGUCUCCCAGCAGUCUAGCAAAGCACCACUGGUGUGUCUCAGCCCUCUGCUCCAUUGCACCCUUGGGGUGUGCACAGCCACCCUGCCUGCACCUCUGUCCACUCUGCUAUGAGUGAUUGUGUCUUCUCCCUGCUUUUCUGUUUUCCUUUUUUCCUCUUGAUUUGCUAUUUCUUUUUUUCUUUUUUUUUUUUUU
Messenger RNA from Ochotona curzoniae (black-lipped pika), 1831 nucleotides. RefSeq names its product ybeY metalloendoribonuclease (gene YBEY). The record is from RefSeq and is a predicted model, not a curated record. Lineage: Eukaryota; Metazoa; Chordata; Mammalia; Lagomorpha; Ochotonidae. Gene Ontology annotation, biological process: rRNA processing. The transcript has 4 exons. Bases 52 to 546 code for a protein of 164 amino acids. Gene Ontology annotation, molecular function: metalloendopeptidase activity.